This is a messenger RNA of Erigeron canadensis, 1041 nucleotides long. Its product is annotated as F-box/kelch-repeat protein At3g23880-like. The transcript has a single exon. Bases 1 to 1041 code for a protein of 346 amino acids. NCBI's taxonomy places the organism in Eukaryota, Viridiplantae, Streptophyta, Magnoliopsida, Asterales, Asteraceae. The record is from RefSeq and is a predicted model, not a curated record. Gene Ontology annotation, molecular function: protein binding.
AUGGCAGAGGCAGAGGCCCCGGAACUCCCCCCUGAUAUCCUGGAGCGGAUAUUGAUAGAUUAUGAUGUCAAGAAUCUGACUCGGUUCAAGGGCGUGUGUAAGUCAUGGCAUUCUUUCAUUUCCGGUUCUCGUUUUGUUAAUGCUCAUUUGUUACGUAGUCAAAAUGAUGAUCAAAACAAUAACAAUUUUGGACAUAGGAAGAUUGUUAUGUCUAUCUAUCGCUAUCCGGAUAAGUUUUUUAAUGACAAUGAUCACCGCAAAGACUUUUACCGUAAUGAUUGUCCUCUUAUUGGUUCUUCUAAUGGCCUAGUAUGUAUCUAUGCUUCCUGGACUAGAUUAUAUGUAGCCAAUCCCUUAACUAAAGCCUCGGUAAAACUUGAAAGUCCUCGAAGGGGUGAUAUGACAAGUUUAUCUUAUUCGGUUUGUUGGGGUUUUGGUUAUGAUCAAUCUAUAAAUGAUUACAAAGUUGUAUUCGGUUUUCAUAAGAUUGGUAAGUAUGCGACAUUUUUUCAAAUUUUAAGCUUGAAAUCAAAUGUUUGGAAUUACUAUGGAGAAGUGAACUAUAAGUUCCAUACUAGAUCUUCUAUCUUAUGCAAUGGGGCACUUCACUGGUUUAUGUAUGAUCGAAAUAAAAAGCCAGUAAUUGUUUCGUUUGAUUUAUCCAAAGAGGAGUUUAAUGAAGUUGCCCAACCAGAAGAUCCCGAGUACAAGUACUGGCCGGAUAAUAGGUUGGGGAUUAUCAAAGAUUGUCUAUGCAUAUUUCAAAGCUAUAAAUCUCGGAAAUGGAUGAUGAAAAGUUACAACGUGAAACAGUCUUGGGAACUGCUUUCGGAUUCUGAUAAAAUGCAAGAGGACAUUGCACAUCACUUGAGAAGUCUGAGUGUAUAUAAUAAUCGAAUGGCCAAAUCAUUCGUUCAUAAUGAUAUAAGGAGCUCCAGGAAAUUAGCCCGAAUAACUCCUAUAUAUGAUGUUAUUUCAUGGCCAUUUCUUUGUAUUCCUAACCCGAAUAACUCCUAUACAUUUAUGGGUCGUUCGUUUUAA